AGGUUGCAUUGACAAUGUUACAUCAGAUUUUGUCUUCAUAUUCAUCCGAAAAUUUCCAGUUUCUGAUUAAUUUUUCUUCUCUACAAUUUAAAAAUUCCGGGUUAAACAAUACCAGAGCCCAUGCCAACAAAUGUUUCUUCCCAUGCAGAGAAGAACAACUUGGUGGGCGUCGAGUUUCUUCUAGAACUCCCCAAAACCCUAAGCAAAUCAAACAAGAAAUGGCAAGUAGCAUUCAUCAAGAUUUACUGCUCAAGAACUCUCCUCAACUGCGCCAAACACGCCAUAGGAAAACCCGGUUUGUUUCCUCGUUCCCUUUCCUACACCGCCAUUGAUCUCGACCAUCCUCAAGAUCAUCACAGAGACUUCAAGAUCGAUCAAGAAACCCUAAAUGAUCUCGUCAAGAACAAGAACCAAGAGAAACUCCAGUCUCUUGGUGGCCCAAAUGGCUUAGUCUCAGCUCUCAAGACAAACACGCGUCUAGGGAUCAACGAAGAAGCCGACGAGAUUCAACGCAGGCGUUCAACGUUCGGGUCCAACACCUACACGAGACCACCAUCGAAGAGCCUCAUCCAUUUCGUGAUCGAAGCUUUCAAAGACCUCACGAUUCUCAUCCUUCUCGGUUGCGCAACGCUCUCUCUCGGGUUCGGUAUCAAAGAGCACGGAUUAAAAGAAGGAUGGUACGAUGGAGGAAGCAUAUUCGUAGCGGUUUUCUUGGUGGUAGCUGUCUCUGCGGUCAGCAACUUCAGACAGAACAGACAGUUCGACAAACUCUCGAAAGUAAGUAGCAACAUCAAGAUCGAUGUCGUUAGAAACGGACGUCGUCAAGAGAUUUCGAUCUUUGACAUCGUCGUUGGAGAUAUCAUUUGUUUAAACAUCGGAGAUCAAGUUCCAGCGGAUGGAGUGUUGGUUGAAGGACAUUCACUGCACGUCGACGAAUCAAGCAUGACCGGAGAAAGCGAUCACGUCGAGGUGAAUCUAAACGGGAACACAUUCUUGUUCUCGGGUACUAAAGUCGCUGAUGGGUUUGGUAAAAUGGUGGUUACAUCCGUUGGUAUGAACACAGCUUGGGGACAAAUGAUGAGUCACAUCUCACGCGACACAAACGAGCAAACUCCAUUGCAAACUCGUCUCGACAAGCUUACUUCUUCGAUAGGAAAAGUCGGUUUACUCGUAGCGUUCUUGGUUCUUCUUGUUCUUUUAAUCCGUUACUUCACGGGAAGCACUAAAGACGAGAGCGGGAAACGCGAGUAUAACGGAAAGAAAACGAAAAGUGAUGAGAUUGUGAACGCGGUUGUUGAAAUGGUUGCGGCUGCGGUUACGAUUAUAGUGGUUGCGAUACCUGAAGGGUUACCGUUAGCUGUGACAUUAACAUUAGCAUAUUCGAUGAAGAGAAUGAUGAAAGAUCAAGCUAUGGUAAGGAAGCUCUCUGCUUGCGAGACAAUGGGCUCUGCUACUACUAUAUGUACCGAUAAAACCGGUACUUUGACGCUUAACCAAAUGAAGGUAACCGAUUCCUGGUUCGGUUUAGAAUCAGUAAAAGCUUCUCCUUCUUCUACUCUGUCGAGGAAAGUGGUUGAGUUGUUUCAUCAAGGAGUUGCGAUGAACACUACAGGGAGUGUGUUUAAGGCUAAAGGAUCAUCAUCGGAGUAUGAAUUCUCUGGUAGUCCGACGGAGAAAGCGAUCUUAAGCUGGGCGGUUGGGGAACUGAAGAUGGAUAUGGAGGAAGUGAUUAGAGAACACGAGGUUGUUCACGUUGAAGGUUUUAACUCAGAGAAGAAGAGAAGUGGUGUACUGAUCAAGAAGAGAAGAGAGAUCACAGUUCAUUGGAAAGGAGCUGCUGAGAAGAUUCUAGCAAUGUGUUCUACAUACUACGAUGGUUCUGGAGUCGUGAGAGAGAUUCAAGAAGACGAUAAGAUUCAAUUCGAGAAUAUCAUUCAAUCAAUGGCAGCUAAAUCCCUACGUUGCAUAGCGUUUGCUUACUCAGAUGGAGAAACCAAGAAGCUAAAAGAAGAGAAGCUGAGCUUACUCGGAAUCGUGGGGAUCAAAGAUCCGUGCAGACCAGGAGUCAAGAAAGCCGUCGAGGACUGCCAAUUCGCCGGAGUAAACAUCAAAAUGAUCACCGGAGACAACAUAUUCACGGCGAGAGCCAUCGCCGUAGAGUGCGGGAUCUUAACACCCGAAGACGAAACGAACGAGGACGCUGUGUUGGAAGGAGAGGCGUUUCGAAGCUACACUCAGCAGCAACGGCUAGAGAAGGUCGAGAGAAUCAAAGUGAUGGCGAGAUCCUCGCCGUUCGAUAAACUCCUGAUGGUGAAAUGCCUCAAGGAGCUAGGUCACGUCGUGGCGGUUACAGGCGACGGAACAAACGACGCGCCGGCGUUGAAAGAAGCAGAUAUCGGACUCUCGAUGGGGAUCCAAGGCACGGAGGUGGCGAAGGAGAGCUCCGAUAUCGUGAUCCUCGACGAUAACUUCGCCUCCGUCGCGACGGUUUUGAAAUGGGGGAGAUGCGUCUACAACAACAUCCAGAAAUUCAUUCAGUUUCAGCUCACCGUCAACGUGGCGGCGUUAGUGAUCAACUUCGUGGCGGCUGUUUCCGCCGGAGAGGUUCCGUUGACGGCGGUUCAGUUGCUGUGGGUGAAUCUGAUCAUGGACACGCUCGGCGCGUUGGCUUUAGCUACAGAGAAACCGACUAACGAUUUAAUGAAGAAUAAACCGGUCGGUCGAACCGCUCCGUUGAUUACAAACGUCAUGUGGAGGAAUCUGUUGGCCCAAGCGUUUUAUCAGAUCAGUGUUUUGCUGGUGCUUCAGUUUCGAGGGAGGUCGAUCUUUGGCGUGACGGAGAGAGUGAAGAACACUUUGAUAUUCAAUACGUUUGUGUUGUGUCAAGUGUUCAACGAGUUUAACGCGAGGAGUCUUGAGAAGAAGAAUGUGUUUAGAGGGUUGCAUAAGAACAGGCUCUUCGUUGGGAUUAUUGUUGUGACUGUGGUCUUGCAGGUUGUGAUGGUUGAGUUUCUCAAGAGGUUUGCUGAUACUGAGAGGCUGAAUUGGGGACAGUGGGGAGUUUGCUUGGCCAUUGCGGCGGCGUCGUGGCCGAUCGGAUGGUUGGUGAAGUCUGUUCCGGUACCGGAGAAGCACUUCUUUAGCUACCUGAAAUGGAAGAAGAGAUCUUGAGAAGCAAGCUCUAAAAUUGUUUUUUUUUUAAAGUAUUUGCUUCUUUUUUUAAAAAAAUUAUUUGAUUUGAAUAAACAUUGUAAAGGUUUCAUUUAUUUAUUUAUUUAUAUUUCUAUAUA
This is a messenger RNA of Brassica oleracea var. oleracea, 3290 nucleotides long. Its product is annotated as putative calcium-transporting ATPase 13, plasma membrane-type. Gene Ontology annotation, biological process: calcium ion transmembrane transport. Gene Ontology annotation, molecular function: P-type calcium transporter activity; ATP hydrolysis activity; ATP binding. NCBI's taxonomy places the organism in Eukaryota, Viridiplantae, Streptophyta, Magnoliopsida, Brassicales, Brassicaceae. Bases 121 to 3171 code for a protein of 1016 amino acids. The transcript has a single exon. Gene Ontology annotation, cellular component: membrane; intracellular membrane-bounded organelle. The record is from RefSeq and is a predicted model, not a curated record.